AUGAACGGAGAAGGGGCUCCAGAAGAGAGGGAGUCAUGUAGUUCACUGGAGGCGCUAAUGGAAGCCGAUCCCCUCGGAGAGCAGCUAACACCGAAUGGUGAAGCCACGACUUCUGAUGAUUUCGCAGAAUCACCUAUGAAAGGUUCAGAGCUUUUUUUCAAACCGAUGAGAAAUCGAAUAAUUUGAAGAAGUUGAUAACUCUGAAUUACCGAUCGAAGAAGAAGAGCAGGGAGAGGAAAAAACGGAGGAAUCUGUUGGGAACGGAGGAAGUCAAGUUCAGAUGGCGGCUCCUACGAGAAAUCUCAAUCGAAUCAUUACUGCGGAUGUUACUCACAAAGUGGUUAGUUGAUUGAGAAAUUUUGGUUCAAAAAAGAAAAAGAAUUUCAGGUCCAACCUGGAGAUGUCAUCGACUAUGAAUGGCCGCCGAAGUCUGGUGACAAAUGGUUCCUGCAGGUUAUUUUUCCAAAUGUAUUAAACAAAAGUUGCUGUCAAUUUUCGAGCUAGAUAAAAUUUAUUCUCAAUAUAUAAAACGGUUAAAAAACUUGACGCCGGGUAAGCGGAUCGAAAAAGAAAUUCUUAACACAAAACUCCGACAAAAAAUCAUUCCAGGAACAAAUCGGCGAAUUGCUGGACAUAAAGUCUUUCUCUCGCAAGUUUCCUGACCUCACACGCCGAAAAGUAACCAUCGAAGAGAGGGAUUUUCUGAUUUCGAUCUUCCGCGUUAACGAUUUGUUGAAUGAGACUCGUGAGUCUGAGGCUUCAAUUUCAUCCGAGAAGAACAUUUUCCUAGAACUUCGAGAUCUAACGGCCAUGCGCUCCGUCGAAAUCCUCGACUUGAUGGCUAACGAUUACGCUCCGAUUUAUCAGGUAUUUUUAAUUAUCUGCACUUCGAUUGUGUUCUAUUCGUCAGGAGUACAAAAAGGCGACAAGUGCGCGGGAAAAGGCUCUGAUGGCGGAGAAAGCGAAAGAAAUGGAAGCAGUAAGUUAAAACGACGAAUUUUAAGGAUUUUUUAAUCAAGAAAACUCAUAUUAUCUCUUUUUGCGCGUCUUUCGAGUUUUACCUCCGCCUAUUUAUAAAGUUCGAUCAAUGGUUAUCUUUUAUUUGUGUUUAAAGAUUCGGAACGACUCUAAAAAACUGGCGGAACUCCGAGAAAAGUCGAUGAAAAGCGCGAUGGAGUUCAACAAGGAGAUGCAACAGGCGCGUCGAGUCGAACGGAAACAGUUUUGGGACAUCCAGACGAAUGUGAGAAUUUUUUCCUUAUCAAAAUGAACAUCAUUUAUUCCUAGAUUCUCCAAUCGCGAGCGACUUUUUGGAAGAAAAUGAAGCCUGAAGCGACGCGACCCCAUCCAUACUCGUGUGCCUUGGUUCAGGGACAGUUCCAGAAUUAUUAUCGGAAGUUCGUUGAAUUUUCAGUAAUAGAGCUUUUUUUAUUCUCAUCAGGCUCGGCUUUAGCGAGACCUCAAAAAAACGGCCGGGCGAGUUAUAAAAAAUUUCAAAAUUUUUUCAAUUAUAAUAUCACGCUUUUUUCGACGAAAAUCAAGUUGUUGACAUUUUUUUUAAACUUAAAAUCGAACAAAAAAACUAUUUCUUCAACAAGUAAAUGAAAAGUUUUCGAUGAAAAAUAUUUCUGAUAAAUUUAAUAAAAAUUUUUUUAAGCCUGGCCCACGCUAGGCUUAUUCGCAAAAUUGAGGCCUGAAGCCCAGCCUGACACAAAAAGCUUGUUUCUCACCAGUUUUUUGUGAGAUAUUCGCGCGACGAGCUGCUGCGUCUGCCGUUGAGCACGAUCGUCGACGGAGAGCAUCUGUAUCCGGUGGAACGCGACCGUUCGCCGCCUCCGAUUCAUCUCACGGAAAAAGACGUCGCCGGUUUGUCUUCUCAAUAUUUCGAUUAUAUUUCUUACUUUUAUUGAUUAACAGACUUCUUUUGAAUAUCUUAAAUGAAAUAAAGUGGCCUUCGUUGCAAAAAUAAAUAAGAAAACAACAAUUUCCGAGUUUGGGGUUUUCUGGGCUUUUUGCAUAUAGCACCAAAAAUAUAUACAUAUAUCAUGAAACUUAUCUGAAGACACAUUUUUUUUUGCAAUGAAACCGUUUGAGAAGCUUCAGCUUCGAACAUUUAUUGAGAUACAUUUUUUUUAAAUAUCAGACCUUACGUUUAUUUUUCUAUUAGAAAACCUAGAACAACAAAAAAAUAAUUUGACAACUUUUUUUCUUAACUUUCAAGAUUCUAAAAAAAUCUCUCUUCUUUUUGAUUUAUAUCUAAUUUCUCGGUUAUAGUUUUCGAAACUUUUUCAUUCACGAAACCUAAUUUUUUUUUUUGGAAUACUACACGGUAGUUAAUAAACGCAGCCGCCUUUCUUUCUUGUUGAAGAAAAAAGAAUAUCUUCUUUUCUCGUUUAUAUGUUGGCUUAAGUAUUUUCUGAGUUAAACUAUCAUUAAUACUUGGUUUUUCAAGCCGCCGGCGGCGCGUCAGAAGGAGCGGGGAUCACUGUGAAGCAGGAGCUGAUGGCGAUGAUGACGCCGAAAACGGAAGUCGUUCGGAAAUCGGUUCGUUUGUCUUUUUCUUUCAUUUUCAUAGAAUGGAAAAAAUGCGUAGCUUCUAGUUAGAAAAUAUGUUAGAUGCCGAGCUUGGACGCAUUUUUUGCCAUUUUGUUCUUUGUGGCAGCCAUGGCGUUUUUCUAACAGUUUUGGAUAGAAAUCGCUCUGUUCAUUGUGAGUAUUUGUUGGAAGUAUGUUUUUAACACCGCUAAUCAUGAAGAUAACUUAAUUGUAUGGGUCUUGUAAACGUCAUGGCUGUUUUAGGUGCGUUCAAGCUCGCGACGCGCGCCCCCAGCCAACGUCUUCGUUGAUGAGGAAAGCGAAGAAGAUUUCGACGAAGAUUUUUGAUAUUUUAUUCUUCAAAGAAACAAAGUGUAAUUUUAACUCAGUGAAGGUAUAUAUUUGUAAAGAAUCUCUUCUUGUAUCCAAUUUUUGUAAAUAAUUGUCCAUCAGAUAUAUCCUGCCCUCAAAUCGACAUUCAUUAAUCGCUUUUCUUGUUGAAUAAGUAAUAAUAAAUUCGUUGAAAAAGCUCGUUUUGAACUUUUUCGUAAAAGUUCGAUCAAUCUUUUCAAUUGUACGGCCUAAUCCGCGCCAGCUUUUCACGUAUAACGAAAAUUUUCAAGUCAAAUAAAAGGCGCAUUCACAGAGACAAAAAGAGCGGGAUCUGUAGCUCGGGGGAGAAAGAAACUUAUGACAGAGUUGCGGGGCGUCGGCUACUAAUUGCUGCGAUGAGAAAAUUCUAUUGACUUCUCAAAGUUUUUGAAGAAGAAUAAGUUGAUCAAGUUUCGUGAGCUUCUUCUUUUUUCUCUCUUUUCGAAUUUAUUUUUAAUGAAGCUCUAAAUCAACGGUAUAACUUAUUCACGGCUGGAUUGAGCCAUCGAAAAACGGGUCCUGACACGAUAAUGCACGAGAUAGCGCCUGGCUCGUGGAGAGCGCAGACAGGACACGCCCCCUUAGCGUCCCAAGCUGGCCGUGAAUGGUGUUGUGUCGGGCGAUCGUGUCUCAAGUAAACAGAAAGUGAAAUAAUUUUUUUUUAAGAGCACGACGACGUUAACGAAAGUCAGUACGUGUGAAAUUUGCUCGGAGACGGACGAAGAACCGUUUAUAAGGUAUCUUGAGGUUGUGAGAACUGAAGAAAUGCGGAAUAUUCAGCUGCGCAGCGUGUGGCGCGAACUCCCACACGGACUGCCUCGAAAUGACGGACGAAAUGCUCGAAGUGGUCAAGACGUACGCGUGGAACUGCGUCGACUGCAGGAAAUGCACUCUGUGUCACAAACCCGACAAGGAGGUCCGCUUUCUCAAAAAUUCCUCGUGCUCUUCUCCAGGCUCCGAAGAACUCUCUUUUUGCAGGAACAUAUUAUGUUCUGCGAUCGUUGCGAUCGCGGUUAUCAUACCUUCUGUGUGGGUGUGAAGGAAGCGCCCCAAGGGAAGUGGAUCUGCACAACUCAUUGCAAUGUCCCCGAAGUGGGUGCUUUUUCGUUCUUUUGUUGUUCAAGGGGCGAAUUUCAGAAAAAGACGCCGACGCGACCGAUUCGCAACAGCAUGAGCCGACGCGGAUCUGCAGUUGUUCUGCAGAAAUAA
Molecule: messenger RNA, 4116 nt
Organism: Caenorhabditis auriculariae
Lineage: Eukaryota; Metazoa; Nematoda; Chromadorea; Rhabditida; Rhabditidae
Source: the annotation of a GenBank genome assembly